GUCCUUUCUGUUUUCUUUAACCCUCAACUUAAAGCUUAAUAUCAUAUCAAUCAUAGCAACAAUUUCCUUAGUCAACGGAAGAGGAUGGCUUAUAGAAUUUUUACGCUCACUGAUGGUUUCCAAGCAGGCUAUCUCUAUACCUUUUGCUGGUGGGUGGUAUUUGCAAUUUAUUCAAUUGGUCACCAAUUGAAUAGAAUCAGAGCCUACCGUAUCAGAAAAAAAAGGAUACACGGUAAAACAGAUACUAUACUCACUGAUCUACCUGGUGCUCAACUCUUCCGUUCCCUCGACCGAGUCGUCCGUAUACCUUUCGUAACAGAAAUGAUAUCCCUAAAGCAUAUCCUUGGCAUUACUUUCUUUAUAAUUGUUAAUCUAAUCUUCAUGUUCUUCGCUCCUUUCACGGUGAAUACUAAAUACUCCGUCCCUCCUAUCGCUCUAUUUGAUCGUCGUGCUGCCUUUAUCGGCAUGGCUAAUUGGGGUUUCGUGUUUUUCCUCGCGCAAAGAAAUUCUCUUUUGUCAAAAAUGUCAGGGCUGACUUUUCAACAACUUAUUCCUUUCCAUCGUAUUAUUGCUCGUAUUGGAUUAGCAGAAUUCUUCCCCCACUUUGUAUAUCGUAUUAUUAAAGGCUAUAGAAGGCAUUACAUUGUCAAAGAAGCACUUUUUAUGGACACAGAAUACUCUACCGGAACAAUCGCUAUGCUUGCUUUCUUCAUUAUGUUCGCUACUUCGUUCGAGUAUAUUCGUCGCAAUUAUUUCGAGGUUUUUUACUAUAGCCAUGUCAUCUUUUUAAUAGUCGCAAUUAUUGCUACAUGCUGGCACGAACCCACCUGCAUGGUCUUUUUUAUACCCGCUGUCGGUCUUUGGGCGGCUGACCGCGCUGUUCGUACCUACAAAUCUUGGAUAGUCAAAUCGACAUCGGUCCGUGUGGAUGAAGUGCUAAACGACUCUGCUUCUCAGGAGGGUAUUGUUCGGGUCUUGUUCGAAAACAGAAUCAUGAAUAGCUUUAAGCCUGGUCAAUACAUUUUUGCAGCAUUGGUUUUGAAUGGUAAAAAAUUAUGGGAAUACGCCAACUGGCAUCCAUUUACUAUUUCUGAAGUGUUCCGUGUCAAUGACUCUGAUACUGAUAGUGGCAUUGAAGAGCGAGUUGUUGGUGCUAGUCAUAGUGAAAAAAUUGCUACCUCCACGAAGCCUGACUCAACGGUUACUGUAAAUGAAAAACGCAAAAUCGCUAAUUCUUCCGCUGUUACAAUAGCGGAUUCUAGCUCUUUAUCUGAUGUCUCCUGUCUCCGUCGUCGUGCUGCAACCGUUUCAGGUGAUACUAACGCGAAAACAAUAGCUUCCUUCCAUAUUAAAGCAUUGGGUCACAUGACGCGAGAUCUUGUAAAGGCGGCCGCCGUCGGAAACAAGGUACAGGUUUACAUCGAUGGUCCUCAUGGUCCUCAUCUUCAUUAUCAAGAUUAUCCUGUUGCCGCUUAUUUUAGUACAGGUAUUGGUGUGACUCCUUCUUUGGCUAUGAUUAAAGACAUUGUUGAAAGGAGAUGCAACGGUGUUCGUACAAUCACUACUGAAAAUGUUUAUCUGAUAUGGGCGAUUAAAUCAACCGACGAACUCCAUCCAUUUAUUGAUAUGUUCACUUAUUGGAACGACAAAGUGAACAACUCUAUACAACCCUUCCAUCUUUCUGUUAACGUCUACAUCACAAGGAUGAAAGAAGGACCCAACUAUUUCGAAGGUCUCAACUGUCUCAAUGUUUCUUACGGCGAAAGACCAGAUGUAAAAGUGGAAAUGGACAAGAUCAAAACAGUAAAUCCUCUUCAAAGAGUCUUCGCCCAUGCUUGUGGCUCAGCUAUAUUCACUCGCACCGUUGUUAAUGAAGCUGUCGCUCAUAAUUUUGAACCUCAUCAUGAAACCUUUGAAUUUUAAAAAAAGAAGCAAACCUUCAAGUUUGCUAUUGUAUUAUUAUCAAAUAUCUUUUUACAUACUUAACUUAUCUAUAUGCCUCUUGUAUUAUGUCCCGCAAAAGCCAUGAUUUAACACAUACCUUUUCACCAUUAUCUAAGCUAAUGUAAUCUUUUUAUAUAUUUCCUCCGCUCUUCACCAACUGUGUAAAAAUUCUACUAUUUCAAUAUUUAAUAGACAAAUGUACAAAUAUACAAUACAC
This is a messenger RNA of Mycotypha africana, 2161 nucleotides long. RefSeq names its product ferric reductase like transmembrane component-domain-containing protein. Gene Ontology annotation, molecular function: oxidoreductase activity. The transcript has 3 exons. The coding region runs from base 85 to 1923 and encodes 612 amino acids. The record is from RefSeq and is a predicted model, not a curated record. NCBI's taxonomy places the organism in Eukaryota, Fungi, Mucoromycota, Mucoromycetes, Mucorales, Mycotyphaceae. Gene Ontology annotation, cellular component: plasma membrane.